Olea europaea var. sylvestris is the source of this 395-nucleotide messenger RNA. RefSeq names its product V-type proton ATPase subunit B2-like. The coding region runs from base 58 to 360 and encodes 100 amino acids. The transcript has 2 exons. NCBI's taxonomy places the organism in Eukaryota, Viridiplantae, Streptophyta, Magnoliopsida, Lamiales, Oleaceae. Gene Ontology annotation, molecular function: ATP binding. The record is from RefSeq and is a predicted model, not a curated record.
UCUGAAAGGUUUUAUUCUACUUUCUUACAGGUUCUCAAGACACCUGUCUCAUUGGAUAUGCUUGGUCGCAUAUUUAAUGGUUCUGGAAAACCCAUUGACAAUGGUCCUCCAAUUUUGCCAGAGGCUUACUUGGAUAUUUCUGGUAGUUCUAUUAACCCUAGUGAGAGAACCUAUCCUGAAGAAAUGAUCCAGACAGGAAUUUCAACAAUUGAUGUCAUGAAUUCAAUUGCUCGAGGACAGAAAAUUCCACUUUUUUCUGCUGCUGGUCUUCCUCAUAAUGAAAUAGCUGCUCAGAUCUGCCGUCAGGCUGGUUUGGUGAAGCGUUUGGAGAAAUCUGAUAAUCUUCUUGGGGUAUACUGAACGUCAUAAUAAAUGUUUUACGUCUAAAACUCGAA